AUGGCCGAAGUUUUUGGCACCGUGGCCGGCGCUUUGAGCGUAGCGGCCUUGUUCAACAACUGCGUCGACUGCUUCGAAUACAUCCAACUGAGCCGCCAUUUCGGCCGAGACUUCGAACGCUGCCAACUGAAACUCGACGUGGCCAAUAUCCGAUUGGGCACAUGGGGCGAGACACUCGCGAUCAACGAUGACCCACGCUUUGCCACCGACGCGCCUGACGACAGAGAUUCUCGACAGGUCCAAGCGAUACUAGAAGAGAUCGGGCUGCUCUUCCAGACCGUACAGAAGUCAUCCAAGCGAUACGAGAUCAUUGUCAGCCAAGAUGAGUUGAUGCGCUUCGAAGACAAGGACAUGCCGCCGAGACAUAAGCGAACGGGCCUGAUGAAGAAGGCGGCGUGGGCGCUGUGUGACGGCAAGAACUUGGACAAGCUGGUAGAGCCAAUUACGGGAUUUGUGGAUGAUCUGGAGAAGCUAUCUCCCGUGAAGACCACGCCUCGCAAGCUCGUGGAGCUAGGAAUUGACGAGGUGGUCGACGAGCCGAGCUUAAAGGUUCUGCAGGACGCCGCUGCCGGUACUGAUAGUGUCUUGUCCGAGGCCGUUACCGAGAAGAUUCAGGGAAUCGCGGGGAGACACUAUGUAAAGCAUAUCAAGGGUGAAGAGAGGGCAAAGUACGGCGGGCGGGGCAUCUUCGACUAA
Molecule: messenger RNA, 696 nt
Organism: Ustilaginoidea virens
Lineage: Eukaryota; Fungi; Ascomycota; Sordariomycetes; Hypocreales; Clavicipitaceae
Exons: 3
Coding region: 1-696 (231 amino acids)
Source: RefSeq, a predicted model, not a curated record